AUGAAGCCUGAGUCAAAAUUUUGCACAGGUCAACGUUUUUUAAAGUGGAAGGGCAAGAAUGCAGACCCAAACUCAUAUCCAGGUCCGGGUCAUUCAUGUGUGUUACGUGUUGAUCCUGGCGGACACAUCUUUUACUGGACUCGUGAACAUAAUUGGUCAAAAACGAAGAGAAUUGCGCACGAAUCUUAUGCAGUCAUUUGCUCUAUUUUCAUCAUCGAAAAGUAUUUGCAGGAAGUCGAAUACAGAUUCAUCGCAAAUGUGGUGGAUGUUCGCAAAGGAAAGUAUGCGGUACUCGAACACCCGAUGGCCAAAUUCGAUGAUGCAAAUAUUCUACAAGAAUGUCUAAUGACAAUCGUAUUGAAUACUGAUUUUGUGAAUCCAGAAUUUCUAACAUUUAUGAUUACACCUGAACAGGCCAAAGAAGUGGAUGAAUGGGCCGAUUAUAUAUUCAAAUUGAGUCAAGAAACACGUCGAAAUCAACGAGGUGUGUUGUUCUAUCUGCAAAAACUUUUCGCACCUCUCCGAUACGCGAAUAAUGAACAAAUUAUCACCAUUGAUGAGUUAGUUUCUGUCAUGUUCCUACCGUCUAGACGUUUAAAUUCCAUUUAA
Molecule: messenger RNA, 609 nt
Organism: Anisakis simplex (herring worm)
Lineage: Eukaryota; Metazoa; Nematoda; Chromadorea; Rhabditida; Anisakidae
Source: the annotation of a GenBank genome assembly